GCCUGGGACGGGCCGCAUCAGACGGCUCAGUGCGUGUGAAAGGAAGAGAGUGGGUGUAAAAUCGGCCCGGGCGGUGGAGUGGUGCCGAUCGAGGGUGCCGGCAGAGCGGUGCCGCAAUCGGCUGGUGUCGGACGGCACCAGUGGGAGACGGUGGUGACCAUGCUGGUGCUGGUGCUAGUGCUGAUGGUGCUGGCGGUGGUGGUCGGCGUCCGCAUCUUCACCGAGAGAUGGAAAAACUACCCGCCCGGCCCCUUCAGCAUCCCAUUUCUGGGAAGUCUGCAGCAGGGAAGGAUAGUAAACACCCUAGCGUACGAAGAGUUUAAGAAAUGGGGCGACCAGUACGGCAACCUCAUCUUCUUCAAAAUAUUUAUGGACCAGCCGCUCGUUAUUGUUCGCGGCUACGACCUCAUCAGUGAGGCCAGCAGCAGCCGGGCGCUGACCGGGGUCGGCUCUCCGCUAACGUUCCGGGAGCACGGCCUGUUCCGGCGCCGCGGACUGAUCUUCACAGACGGCGAGACGUGGCACGAGAUGCGCCGCUUCACCGUGCGCACCCUCCACGGCCAGGGCUUCGGGCGAAAGCAGCGCACCGAUAACCUUAACGACGAGCUGGCGGACGUGCUGCAGCAGAUGGAGGCGGCCGCUGACGAGGGUAGAGAGGUGAACGCGCGACAUCUCUUUACGCUGGCGGCGACCAACUCGCUGAUGCAGCUGGUACUGGGCCAAAAACUGGCCCGCGACGGCCAGCUCCAGCACCUCAUCCAGGUGGUCGACCGCAACAUGAACACGCUGAGUCCGUCGUUCAUCCACCUGGAGCUGUUUCCCUGGCUGAGCUACGUGGCACCGGAGCUCUCGGGCUACCGCCAGUUCCGGCAGGACGUGCGGGAGCUGGUCGACCAGUUCCGCCCGAUGGUGGACCGGCAGAAGGCCGCGCCGGACGACCAGGUCGGUGACGCGCCGCCGCUUCACCUGCUGGAGGCGUUUGUCCGCCAGCAGCGACUGGACAGCAAGGGCGACCUCUACUGUGAGGAGAACCUCCUGGUGUUGCUGAAGGACCUCUUCAUUGCCGGCAUGGAGACGACCAACACGGAGAUGGAGUGGGUGCUGCUGCUGCUGGCGAUGCACCGCGACGUCCAGGAGCGCGCCGCCGAGGAGGUGGACCGCGUCAUCGGCCCCGAGCGCCGGCCCGCCAUCGACGACAUGCCGGCCAUGACGUACCUGGGGGCCGUGCUGGAGGAGGUGCUCCGGUUCGCGCAGCCGGUGCCUGUGACGCAGCACAACACGACGCUGGGAGCCACCCAGCUGGGCGGCUACCACAUCCCGGCCGACUGCCGCGUCAUGUUUGACUGGCGCAGCGUCACCCACGACCCGGAGUUCUGGGGCGACCCGGAGACCUUCCGGCCCGAGCGGUUCCUCGUGCCGGACGCGUCGCGCCUGCGGAAGCGGGUGCUGGCGUUUGGCCUGGGCCAGCGCCACUGCAUUGGCGAGGCGCACGCGCGCCAGUCGGUGUUUCUGUUCACGGCCGGCUUGCUGCAGCGGUUCACGAUGCGGCUGAGCCCCGGACAGGGUGGCGGACUGGACCAUCCGGAGCCGAACCUGAUCAUGAGGCCGCGAGACUUCCGGCUGACCGUGGAGCGGCGUCAGACGCCCGGGCGUGACUGAUCCCGACCGACCCGACCGGGGUCAGAGCUGACUGCUCUCCACCUUCGGCAGUGUACGAGAGCAAAGCGGCAUAGAUCAGCAUUCUAUCCCCUUCUCGUACAUAGUUACCACACAGAGCUAUUGGAAUAAUCGGCAGUUGCGUCUAACUUCUGCGAAACUUCUCCAUCUUCCAAAAAAAACUUGUCAGAGUUUUUGAGCAACAUAUUUGAAGCUUGAUGCUUCUAAUAUUUCAUCCUAUUAGCGAGAUGAUAUAUGUAGAUAGGAUAGGUUUUGGUGUGCUACGUUGUUGUGUAUUGUCGCUUACUAGCUGAUCUAUGCAACGAUCGAUGCGAAUUAAGGCCUGGCUACACCUUGCAUUUCUGCGUGCGUUUUUUGCGGGUUUGCGUCUUUUGCGUAAUAUCGUUUUAGAGAAAGAAACGAUAUAACGUUUUUGUGAUGCUUUUUAUAUUAAAUUUUAUAUUAACUUUUGUAUGCCUAUAACUAAUGCACAACUAGUGUAAAAAUCAUAUUAUUUAUAACUUCUUUCUAGAACGAUAUUAGGCAAAAAAAAAAACAAAGCCUAAAAACGCAAAGUGCAUGAACACGCAUAACAACACACAGAAAACGCAUAGUGUAGUCAGGCCUUUACUACCUGCACCGGAGUAGCCGACCUCGUUUAGGGUGCAUGAGGUUCUUGAUACCGAUAUGUUCUACACUUUCUGGAGUUAUAAGACUAGGAUAGCCUGGUACAUGCUAUGUAGUGC
Molecule: messenger RNA, 2402 nt
Organism: Amphibalanus amphitrite
Lineage: Eukaryota; Metazoa; Arthropoda; Thecostraca; Balanomorpha; Balanidae
Product: cytochrome P450 2J6-like
Exons: 3
Coding region: 160-1659 (499 amino acids)
Biological process (GO): xenobiotic metabolic process
Cellular component (GO): intracellular membrane-bounded organelle; cytoplasm
Molecular function (GO): iron ion binding; oxidoreductase activity, acting on paired donors, with incorporation or reduction of molecular oxygen, reduced flavin or flavoprotein as one donor, and incorporation of one atom of oxygen; heme binding
Source: RefSeq, a predicted model, not a curated record